GCCCCAGAAAACCUCCUCUGCUGCCUCGACCCAACUCUGCUCUUAGCAUCUAGGCCUUCCUUCUUGGAAUUUCCCAGAACUUUAGUCGCUAGUCACACCGUCUCUCUGUGGUUUGUGUGGACUUUGAAGGGGAAGGAGAAGAAGGGAGAGAAGGUGAAGAAGAAGGGAGAGAAGGGACCAGAGUGAACCAAUCCAUCCUGACUGAGUGAAAACCGAGCCCUGGAGAAGUCAUUUUUUCCCAAAGAUAGGGGGUUUCCUCAUUUUUGUUUAUGCGUCCCAAACUAAUGCCAGCCCCUCCCCUCCAAAGAAAACCUAUCGAAUUUGUCUUGUAGCCUUGGGGAAGGGGGAUGGGCAUUGUCCCCGUUAUCUGGAGAAUGCUGUUUGCUUGUUUAUAAACAAUUAAGAGUUUCGCUGUUUGAAAUUACCCUGGAAAUUAUUUUUAAAUUGAGGAAGGUUUAACCAGCCUUUCAGAAAUGACCAAAAGGAAGAUUUUUUUGUGUGUCCUUUUGUCAGUAAGGAUUACUCCUAAUUGUAAUGGAUGUAAGGUGUGCUGGGACCUAAGACUACUUUUACCUUUGUUGGUUAUGGGUCCUGGGAACCUUUAUUAGAAUCACCCUUAGGUGCCUGUGCAAGCUUUGGAUCUUUGGGGUCCUUGGGUAUCUUCAUCCUCUCGAUUCUAUGUAUUGCAUUGGGCGAUUUGAGUAUUGUGAUUUUAAAAAGACUAUUCCGAGAUAUGUUUAUAUUUUCUAAAAGUUAUUUUUUUCAAUUGCAGCAAUUAUAACUUACUGAUAUUUCUUGAUAGGAUAGGUACUUCAAAUGUUUUUCUAAUUAAAUAAAUGUUAUGCUGUACAGUCUUGAUUGUAAAAGUUAGGAAAGGAAUUGAUUAUCCAGAAAAAUGAAAACCCUCACAUCCUCUUCCUUUGACUAGUCAGAAGCUUUUUUUCUAGCUCUCCUCUUGCACUUCCUUUCUUUAUUAUGACUUUGUCAUCAGAUUUACUUUUCCCAGAUGUGAAACUUGACAACCACAAUUUCCAUUGAUAUAAACAUUGAAAGGGUGAGAUUGGAAUCAAGAACCAAAAAUCCUUGUGAUACUAUUUGAGUGCCUGCACCAACUAAUGUUGAAAUAAAAUCCUACAAUUUGAAUCCUCAAGUAUCUUGGAAUUACCCAGUAAUGUCUCAGCCUCCUAAUUUCACAGUGGAGUUAAAGAAUUAUGAGGAAGGGAAAUGGAUUGAAGUCUGCACCAAUAUUUCUCAAAAAUUUUGUACCAUAUUUGACCAUGUUAAAAGCCCAGAUCUUUCUUAUUGGGCCAGAGUUAAAGCUACCAUUGGACAAAAAGAAUCUCCUUUUGCUGAUUCUUCAGUUUUUAAAAUGUGUAAACAGGGAAAAAUUGGACCACCUAAACUGAAGGUUCAAAUGAAAGAUCACCAACUUAUCAUUGAUAUAAGCCAUCCUCUAAUAAUUGUUGAAGGUAAAGAGAAAGGAGUUGUGUAUGAUUAUUAUGAGGAUGAAUGCAGCAUGUUCUCAUACAAGGUGUAUUGGAAGAUAAAUGGAAGUAUGGAAGCUUCUCCGGAAUAUAUACAGAUCAUUGAGGAAGAAAAUGAUCAUCUGUCUUGCAAUGAGACGCAAUGUCAAUUAAUUAUACAAGGAGCUUCAUUUAAUUCAGAGUAUUGUGUUUCUGCUGAAGGAUUUUCACAAUACUCAAUUUGGUCAUUUAAAUUUGAGAAAUCAGAAGAACUGUGUAUUAAAACUCCAUCUGGGAAAGAAAAAGAUACUUCUGUGCUCAUCCUAAUUAUUUCUCUAAGUCUUACCUCUGUUGUAUGCUUAUUAGUAGUACCUGUCAUAAUUUGCCAGGUCAGAAAGAGAAAGGUGUUUCAGAGAGAGACCUUCAUAUUGCCCAAGUCAUUGGUGGUCUCUGUGGUAAGAAAUUUGAAUUCACGAAACAUUUUAGAGGUGAAACCUGAAACGAAGUAUAUUUCUAUUGUUGAAACAUCAAACUUGACAGUCCCAGAAAGUGAGGAAAAAAGCAUUGCUCAUUUGACCCCAGUGAGUAGUAUUAAUUCUGGAGACAGUGGAGAAAAAGACCACUUCCAAGAAAUAUCAAGCAAAACAGAAGAAAUGACUGUUGAAGAAAAUAUUACUGAAAUGAUCUCUGAUAGUCAUCAGAGUACAAUGAUAAAAGAAAACUAUUUUCAUCCUAACAGUAGCCAAACUGAAUCUGGCAGUCUCAUUUCAAACUCUUGCCUUCUUGGAGAUGAUUCUGAGAAUAGACAUGUAGAAUCUUGCAAUUCCAUGUCUCACCCAGAGUCUCCACAAAAUGACUCUGAAACACAGGUGGACAUACAAGACAACAUCACUAUAAGGAAGGUUUCAUCUUUUGGCUAUGAUAAACCUCAUGUUCUAGUAGAUAUACUUACAGACACCAAUGACAAAGACACUUUGAUUGGUUAUCGACCAGGUCCUGAACCAUCCGUGGAAAUUUCAUAGCAUUCAGCUUAAACAAAGAAAACUUGAAAUUUUGCAGCUCCUAAAAGAUGACUGUUUGGGUUUUGCUUAAAGCAGGUAGCAUAUUCAAGGUCAGUGAUGCUGAGUCUAGAUUUUGAGUCAGAAGUUCAAAACUCCAUUCUGUAUAACAUUGAAUAGCUUUUUCAUUCUUUAGGACCCCUAUUUCCUCCUCUAUAAAAUGGGUUUGGAAUUGCUAUAUUUUAUGGCCUUUUUAUGUAAUACUAUUAUGAUCUUACAUGCAGAACAUGUGUUGAAUGAAAUGAGAUAGUUAACAAUGUUUAAUACAGUUCAUGUCCAUUUACGUUAUGAUUCUUGCAUCUGCAUUGGGUAACUGAAAGCAUAGAUAUAUGCAAAUACUUGCUGACUUUUAUAUAUGUGUGCUCUUUUUCUUUGGUCCUGCGCCUCGGCUAGGUGUGCCCAGAACUCCUACCCUACCACAAAAAAAAAAACAAAAAACACAGAUUUUGACUGUGGGUAACUGGAACCAUGGAUUAAGUGGGGAGACAACUGUAAAUAAAUAGAUCCUUGCUGGAGCUCCAGUUCUGAAUACUACUAAAAGUAUGAAAUAGAAAAUCAUUAAAGCUAAUAAGCCAAGUGUUUUUCACAA
Molecule: messenger RNA, 3110 nt
Organism: Monodelphis domestica (gray short-tailed opossum)
Lineage: Eukaryota; Metazoa; Chordata; Mammalia; Didelphimorphia; Didelphidae
Source: RefSeq, a predicted model, not a curated record